This is a messenger RNA of Xylaria bambusicola, 1934 nucleotides long. RefSeq lists its product as uncharacterized. Gene Ontology annotation, molecular function: protein binding. Gene Ontology annotation, cellular component: U5 snRNP. The record is from RefSeq and is a predicted model, not a curated record. Bases 393 to 1751 code for a protein of 452 amino acids. NCBI's taxonomy places the organism in Eukaryota, Fungi, Ascomycota, Sordariomycetes, Xylariales, Xylariaceae. The transcript has a single exon.
ACGCAUGGAACCUGGAACAGGCGAGACAGGGCUAGGUAGAAGGAACCCUGACCGUGCAAUGCCGAUUGCUGGAGCUCAGCUCACCUACCCCGCGCCAACUUGAGAGUGCACACCCCUAGCAGAAUCCCCAGCACGCCAGCUUUAGUGCUGUGUACUGUACCUAGCUCCCGACCUGCCGCGACCCCACACUACCUAGGUAAAGCUACACCACAGCUACAACAGGGCAGAAGAGAGGUACCUACCUCUAGAUCGACAAGGGCAAAAUUCAACGUCAUAAUAGCCUACUUAUCCCGGUAAUUGAAGAUGUGGCACUGAGUCACGUCAAGCAUUAUUAAUGACCCCCUUUUCCCAAUUGGCCUCUCAGACAUCAUCACAACACAUAAAGCCCAGCAAUGGCGUCAAGAUUCAGCGCCGCGCGUCCCAAGCGCGCAGGCGAGAACUACGCGCGCCAGCACCAUAACGCAGAGCCCGACUCGAAGAAAGUGAAGUUCGACGUGCGGAAUCCCUCAGCGCUCGCGCCGGACGCAGCCGAGGACGAUGACGAGGCUCACGACGCGUUCCUCGAGGCAGACGCCGACGUGAUCCGGGGCAGCGCGGCGACGAAGCGCGGGGCCGUCAAUAUCGACGGUUACGACUCCGAUUCAGAUCGGGAGGAGCUGGGGACUCUGCAUGCCAAGGCGAAUGCGCAGAAGAAGGGCGCCGACGAGGAUAUGGACGACAUGUUCGCCGCAGAGGACGAAAAUGCCGAUGCGCGCGACGACACGGUGGACAAGACUACGGGCAAGAAGAGUAAAGAGGUGCGGUUCAUGAGCACGGGCGACAUCCAGGGGCAGGAAAACACGUCCAAGUCGGGCGGGCACAUACGCAUAAACGGCGAAGAGGAGAGCUCAGACGACGACGACGAAGCCGUUGCGCUCGCGAUACAAGAGGAAGACGUGGACGAGGAAGUCGGUGCCGGCGGGCGAAAGAAGCACGCCCCGAAGAUCGAGGCGUUCAAUCUCAAGCAGGAGAACGAGGAAGGCCGCUUCGACGAAGCAGGGAACUUCGUCCGCAAAGCCAUAGAUCCGGACGCCGUGCACGACCGGUGGCUCGAGGGUCUCAGCAAGAAGGACAUGCGGCGCGCGGCCGAGGCGCACGAGAAGCGUGAGGCGGAGCAACGGCAGAAGCGGCGCGAAGAAGACAGCGCCCUGACCUCCGACCUGCUCAAAUCCCUCAUCACGAAUCUCGAGCGCGGCGAGACGGCGCUAGAGGCCUUAGCGCGCCUCGGCCGCUCUCAGAACAAGACGAAGGUGAAAAAGGUGCCCAAAUGGAAGCAGAAAAAACAGGCACAGAAGACAGAUGCCAUGGACGUCGAUGACGACAAGGGGAAGGACAAAGAACCCGAGGACCCCGAACAAGUCCGCAUCAAGGAAGCCAUCAACGACAUCACUGAUGCAGCGGACAAGCUUCUGGGCCGCGACCGCCCUGACAUAUAUGAUCGCGAGCGAGAGCUGCUGAUACGGGAGUAUGUGCGCGAGACGGACGAGGAGUGGGUAGAGCCGGUGCGGGAAGAGCAAGCGGAUGGCCCGCCCAAAGGCACGAAGAUGUGGGAGUACCGCUGGACAGAUGGUCGGGGCGGCGGGGAAGCGAAGCAAGGGCCCUUUGAAGGUAGCAUGAUGAAGGCCUGGCAAGACGCCGGUUACUUUGGCGAGGGUGUCGAGUUUCGAGAAGUUGGUGAUGAGAGCUGGAGCCGCUCGGCUGACUUUGUCUGAAAGUAAUUGUCUUGUCAGUUCAAAGAUGUGUUGAGGCGACGCUGUUUGACCUAGCCCCCCUCAUGCCAGAUGUCAGUAGGCAACUUACGGAUUAAACAAAUGAACCUAAAGCUAGACUGAUGUUCCAUAGAAUGACAUGUCAUGGUAUAGAUGUGCAUCGCAGCUGUCACAAUAGGGGACAGA